UACCCGCUACUUUGCAUUUCAUUUCCCUGAUUCAUUCACUCCUUCUCUCGCCGCCGCCGCCACCGCCGACUGCAAUGGCGCUCGCCGCCCGAACGACUGGCCGACUAAAAUUCCCGAGCAGAAACAACAUCAGACUAUUAUCCUCGUCCUCUCCCGUAGUUGAUCCGGAAAUCGACUUGGUCGGCGUCGAGGAUGGCGAUGGGAGAGCUCCGGUCGCCGCCGCUCCUCCGCUUACGCCGGAGGAAAUGACUGUAGCCAAUAGAUUCUAUUACGCAAUCAUACACCACCAUCGCAGCAACCCUAACCUCCUCUUAAACUACAAAACCUCGCCGAGCCUCGACGUCGCCUUCCCGCCGCUCUCAAUCGAGUUCUCCAAAAUCGCCGCCGUCCACUCUCCUCCGUCCCCCGCCAUGGCUGAAUUUGUAGUGAAGAAGUGCGAAGCUCCUCGCCACGGCAUACCCUUCCCCCAAACCCUAGCCUUCUUCAAUUGGGCGAAAUCGUCUCUGGAACCUUCCGAAACCCUAGACCUCUUCAAUUCGAUGAUCGAUCUCUCCGGAAAGGUACGCCACUUCAACGUAGCUUGGCAGUUAAUCGAUUCGAUGAAAUCUCAGAACAUUCCAAUUUCCUUGGAAACAUUUUCGAUUCUAAUCCGUCGAUACAUCCGCGCCGGAAUGGUUGCGGAAGCUGUGCACACUUUUAACAGAAUGCAGGAUUACGGUUGCGAACCUGAUAUGAAAUCAUUCUCUAUAGUGAUCGGAAUGCUGUCGAGAAAACGAAGAGCAGCAGAAGCACAAGCAUUUUUCGAUAACCUGAAACACAAAUUCGAGAUCGAUGUUGUCGUCUACACAAGCUUGAUCCAUGGCUGGUGCCGCGCCGGCGAUAUCGGCAAGGCCGAAAAGGUGUUCCGGGAGAUGAAAAUGGCCGGAAUUCAGCCAACGGUAUACACCUACACAAUCGUGAUUGACGCAUUGUGUCGUUGCGGGCAGAUCGCGCGAUCCCACGACGUGUUCGCCGAGAUGCUCGAAGUGGGAUGCUCGCCGAACACGGUUACAUUCAACAAUUUGAUGCGCGUCCACGCGAAAGCCGGGAGGACCGACAAAGUGCUGCAAGUGUACAACCAGAUGAAGCGACUAUCAGUCGAGCCAGACGCGAUCACAUACAAUUUCUUGAUCGCCGUUCACUGCAAGGACGGGAAUCGCGACGAGGCGAUCAAGGUGAUCAACACGAUGGCCAAGAAAGGGUGCGCCCCGAAUCCAUCGACGUUCAAUCCGAUUUUCCGGCUGAUCGCUGGUGACAAGGAUGUGAACGCGGCGCACCAUUUGUUCGUGAAGAUGAACGAAAUGAAAUGCAGGGGAAAUACUGUUACAUACAAUAUUUUGAUGCAGAUGUUCGUGGAGACGAAGUCGAACGAUAUGGCGAUCAAGUUGUGGAAGGAGAUGGAUGAGAUUGGAGUCGAGGCGAAUGCCAACAGCUUCAAGAUUUUGAUAUUGAUGUUUUGUUCGAUCGGGCAUUGGAACAAUGCUUACAAAUAUUUCCGGCAGAUGGUCGAGGAGAGGUGUUUGAGGCCGAGCCCGGCGCUUUACGAGAUGGUAAUGCGGGAGCUGAGGAAAUCGGGGCAGCUGAAGAAGCACGACGAGAUAAAUCGGAUGAUGGUGGAUCGAGGCUUCGCCGGAAAACCACUCGGCGAACGGAAUACGGUGGCGCCGCCGCCGGAAUUGGAAUCGGAAUCGACGAUAAAAAUAGGUACAAGUUCGGAGAAGGUAACUCUUGGAAGUUAGAAUUGUUGUGUGUUUUUGGUAAGUUAGAAUUUGGUAUGGAAUAUGCAAUGGUUUGGAGGUUAGUUUAAUUCAAAAUAUUAUUAUUAUUAAUUAAUUUUACAAAUUCUAUUUUCACAUCGAAACAAUGAUCAUAAAGGGUCAAUAAAUUUGAAUUUAUUUAAAAAUGAAAUAUAUUCUAUGUUGAAAUGGUGUGGGAGAAAU
Messenger RNA from Andrographis paniculata, 1979 nucleotides. RefSeq names its product pentatricopeptide repeat-containing protein At1g20300, mitochondrial. Gene Ontology annotation, molecular function: protein binding. The coding region runs from base 75 to 1778 and encodes 567 amino acids. The transcript has a single exon. The record is from RefSeq and is a predicted model, not a curated record. Lineage: Eukaryota; Viridiplantae; Streptophyta; Magnoliopsida; Lamiales; Acanthaceae.